Colias croceus (clouded yellow) is the source of this 4425-nucleotide messenger RNA. RefSeq lists its product as uncharacterized. The coding region runs from base 229 to 3549 and encodes 1106 amino acids. NCBI's taxonomy places the organism in Eukaryota, Metazoa, Arthropoda, Insecta, Lepidoptera, Pieridae. The transcript is spliced from 7 exons. Gene Ontology annotation, cellular component: plasma membrane. Gene Ontology annotation, biological process: apoptotic process involved in development; engulfment of apoptotic cell; phosphatidylserine exposure on apoptotic cell surface. The record is from RefSeq and is a predicted model, not a curated record.
UUAUGCUUCAAGUUCUACCUCUCUAUAUAUUGCGAUGUCUAUCAUCUAUGGUUACUUUGUGGUUACUUUGUCUUGUUUGUAUGUGCGUUUGCGGUGCGUCUGCGCAGCUUUGAAUAAAGUUUUUAAAAGUUGAAGAUAUGAAUAAAAUUGUGUAAAACAACAGGCUUGAAUGUAACAAACACUUUAAAUAAUGAAAUAAACAUAACAAUAUGAGCAAAUUUAUAUAGAAUGGCUGAUGCCUGUAAAAUAAGAAGUUCCAGAGAGGAAAAAAAUAUUAAUAAUCAAGAUGAAAAUUGUUGUGUUUUUAAUGUUAUAAGUGUAUUUAUAUCCCUUGUUACAAUACUUGCCGAUUUAGCGACAGAUAUAUUGGUGUUUGUAGAAUAUUGCAAAGAUGGAUACUUAGAUUGGGCCCUUAUAACCCUUACAUUUAUUGUAACUCCAAAUAUAUUAAUAAAUAUAUUUUCAUUAAGAUGGUUUGUUAUUGAUAAAAAGAUUAAUAUUCACCAUUGGGUUACACAUGGGUUUCUUGUUGGACUAUUGGAAAGGUAUAUACUAUUUUUAUAUGAAGUGUUUUCAUGUAAAAACUUAGAAUUGGUUAAAUCACAAAAACUUUUAACACAGAGGAAUGAUUUGAGUUUAUUGCAUUUUUUAUAUGCAUUUACGGGGACAAUUCCUCAGAUAAUUCUACAGACUUAUGCGAUUGUGAUGUUGAAUGAAAACUACCAAACAAGGGUAUUUUCAUUGACUGCAUCUAUAGCAUCUGUGAUAUGGGGUUGUGUUACAUACAUAUAUAGCACUACUACAUUCUCGUCUGAUAGCAUUAAUUGGAUAUCUUUAUUAUUAAAACUAACAUGGCAUUUUGGAACUCUCAUUGGAAGGAUAACUGGAAUAUUUAUGUUCAGCAUUAUUUUUGGUGUAUGGACUCUCAUACCUCUAGGGUUGCACUGGUCUGCUAUGACAUUCUGGAUAAUCACACAAAAAACAACUUUCUGCCCAAACAAAUUUGAAGAAACUCUGUACAAUGCUGUUAUGGGAUUUGUAUAUUGUUUCUGUUUUAUAAAUGUUAAGGAAGGCCACACUCGAUAUAGACUAAUGAUGUUCUAUACAUUGAUAGUCACCCAGAAUUAUGGUAGUAUGCUUCUGUACAUGCUAAUAACGGACAUUGAAAGGCAGAAGAAACCUUGGUCAAUUGCUGCCACAGUUUGUGUGAUUUUUGGCACUUUGAUUGGCAUUGCAGCUAUGAUUGUAUAUUAUAGAUAUUUCCAUUCCAAAGGACCAAUUCCUUGGAGAUAUGUGCAUGAGGAUGUGGAAUUGAACAAUAAAGUUGUAUGUGAUAAUACCAAAACAGAGACUGAAAAAAGUGGUAACUUAAAUAACUUAAGAUUAUUUAAAAAUUCCAACUUGUCUCAAGUAACAAACUACGAAAAAAGAAAAGAUUCCAAUGCUUCCCAAACUGGUCAACCAAAUGAAAGCGAAAACGCGGAUAAAAAAUUUCUCCUGGACCAUUGGAUUGCAAGAUCUGGAACACCUACAUUCACUUCAGCACCUAUUGGUAAUAUUAGCAUGGAUACAUCUAGCAUUGAACUGUAUACUAUCGAAAACACCCCACAAACAGUAAUUAAUAGACAUGAUAGUUUAGUCAUAAAACCCAAAAAGAAAAUAUGUUCUCCCACUGAACUGACCCUUAAACUAUCAUCUAUAGAAAAUCUAGAAAGCUCUAUCGAUGAAAUUACUUCGAAUGUCCUUAAUGUGCAAAAACGUAGAGGAAUUUGUUCCUCUGAUGAAUUAAGAGAUGAUUUUAAUAAUAUGAACUUAGGUGCGUCUAAUAUAAUCAAUCAAGAAUUCUCAAAAGUAAAGACUGAUCGAAGUUCUGAAUUAAGCCACGAUACAGAUGGAUCAAAUAAGAAAACAUCAUCUGAUUCCAUUGAUAUGGAUCUAGACUUAAGUUUUAGUGAUAUAAACAGUUCUGAUAUUAACACAUUUAAUGAGAAUAUUGUACAGAAAUUAUGUUUAAGCGCUUUGAAAAAUAUAAAAGUCGGCAAUCAAGAUGCUGAUAUAGAAAAUAUUCAGAGAAUAGCAUUAGAUAUUCUUAAGGAAAUGUACACAAAGAAGGAUAGGAAGAAGAAUGGUGUAAGUACGGGCCUCUUUCACGUUAAACGUGAUUUAGAUACUCCAACUGAAAUAUUAUCUGUACAUGAUUAUGAAAAUAUUUGUGCCGUUAAUAUUGCGCGAGAAGCUUGGGGUCUCCGAUCUUGGAAUGGAUAUUGUGAUAUUGAAAAUUGGCUGCACGACGGCAGUGUAGUGAGGGACAGGAGUCGGGAUACAUUUACGUCUGAAAGUUCAGAAAUAAGUAGUUGUUUGUCUCAAGAACUAAAGAACGCAAUACUGUCCGCUCCGCCAUUUCCUAAAAAGCCUCAUACUUAUUCAAAUGUUUACGUAAAAGUCGAAAGAAAUCCUGAUGAUUACGCUAAUACUGUGAUGUGCCAAACCAGUGAUGACGCUCUCUUAACUAAAUCUUAUAUAUUAGAAAAUAAUAAGGAUCCAAAUCAUUUAGAACCCAUAAUAGAGGAGUUAGAUGACUUAGGUGAUAUAGAUCCUUCAAAUAAAAAGCAUUUGAAUUCUGAAAGUUCACUUGUGGCAACAAUAGAUGAAAUAAGGAAAGCCACAGUUACAAAUUCACCAAGGAAUCUAUAUCAUAGAAGAGAACACACUUGGGAAUCUCCCCAGUUUAAAACUUUUAAUCAAAGUGAAAAUAAUUUAAAAAAAGCUCUUUGGAAAGAACCAUCCAAGUUUGAUUCUAGUAACACGAUGGAUACCUUGACCGAAAAACAAAUUGCUUUAGAUUCUUCACAUGCAGCUAAGUUAGAUACACAAAUGAAAGAAAUGAAUAAUAUACCCAAUGGCGAUAAUUCGUAUUCUAAUAAUGUAACGAACUAUACUCAAAAUUGUCCAAGAAGACAAAAAUCUAAUAACAGCUUAAAAAAUGAUCAUAAAAAGAUUAACAAUCAACCAAAUCGCCUUCAUGAUAUUUCAAAUAAAGAUAUUGAUCUUCUUUGGCAAUUAGUUUCCGAAAAUUCAUCAUUACCUUAUAAUUCCACUGAAAAUUUAUCAUUAAGUCGUAAAACACCAUCAUUGCAAUCCCUUAUUCAGAAGGACUCUAGUGCUAACACAGUAUCUAAAUCUUCUAAUAUUAAAAAGAGUUCUAGGAAUAGACCUCGGCGAAAAUUCUCCAUACUACGGGAAAAAUUUGAACCAAAGUUGAAUUCUGAUGAAGAAAUACUUUACAACCAUUCUGAUAAUAAUUUAUCAAAGUUAUCCAAUUCAAACAACAUCAAUCAAGACCGAAAAGAAACGACAGUAGAUGGUGGUAAUGAGAAUGAUGGAAUGUUUUGUAAUGCCGAGACUUUUAAUAUUUCCGACCAAAUAACUUCUACAUCUGUAGAUGAACUUAGUUCAGCGACGAAACAUAUAAAAGAAAAACGAUCUAUCUUUAUGAAACAAGUAUUGAGUCCGCCAAAAUUUAACACAAAGUUAAGACAUAAAAUAUAAUAGAUAAAUAUUUAAUUGUUUUCGUUUUGAUUAAACAAUCAAAUAGAAUAUAUUAUUAUUAUUCAUUAAAAUAAGAAUGUUGUACAACAUGAUAUUUCUAAUUUCUUUUUGUAAGUAAUUGAUAGUUCCAACAACUAACCAGUUUCCUUCAAAUUAAUGUGGUUCCUAUCUCAUAAAAUGUAUACAUUUUUAGACUUUGUAACGAUAAGUCAUUUCGAACACAGAUCUCAACGUAAAUUUAGUCAAUGCAAUGUUUAUAAACAUUUUAAUUUUAGGCGCCGUUACCUCGAAUGUAACUAAUGUAAGCGGUACUUUUAAGUGCCAUUAGCAUUAAACAUAUAAGUGUAAACUUUUAUUUAGAAGCUAGAUGACUUGCCUUUUAAACUAUAAAUUUAUCAAAUACCUUCAAAAUAUUAUGAUUUAUUUUAAUUGACUAUCGGUUUUAUUGCUGCUGUUUGAGUGACAUAUUUGAUGUUGGUUUAAUGCUCUAAGCUAAGGCUCUAAGUUUUUGAUAUUAUAUCACGUUGUAGGUAUGUGAUCGUUGGUGUGAUCAUUAAUAUCUGCACAAUGGCUAAAUAGGAGACUACGAGGAAAGAGUUGUAUGUAUAUUUAGUUAUUAAAAAACUGUGAUUUAAGUGCCUUUUUAUGUAUUUUUCCGCCAGUAUUGUAAAUUUAUGGAUAUUAUAUUAAAGUUUUUCAACAAUAAAUAUACGUUUCUUUGCAGUUUCUAUGAGUAAUAAGUUUACUCAUGGCCUAUAGGGUACACUCCAUAACUUGUACCUACUGCCUACAUUUUACGUGUUAAGUUAUACAUUUAUAAUGUAUAUAAAUAAUAUGACUGAGCAAUGUAAAUUAAUACUACCUAGUUUCAGCGUU